AAGGCACCUCAAGCACACCCGGGGGGUUCCGGGCUGGGGCAGGGACCAGCUAACACAGUGCUGGCUCCACUUGCAGCUGUGUCAGUGACCGAUGUGGACCUGGAGGCAGGGGGAAGCAGGAGGCUCCUGUCCCAGCAGGACACCCAUGAGGGAUACGUGGAGCUGCACGAGCUGGUCCUGGACAAUGCAAAGGACUUGUGCUGGAUGGAGGCCGGCCACUGGCUCCAGCUGGAGGAGGACUUCCAGGAAUCAGGGGACUGGAGCCAGCCCCAUCUCUCCUUCCUGACCUACCACAGCCUCCUGGAGAUCCGCCGGGCUUUGAGCAAAGGUGCCAUUCUCCUCGAUGUGGAGGCCAACGCGCUGCCGGCCAUCGUCCACAUCGUCCUGGACCAGCUGAUCUACGAGGGGCAGCUGAAGCCGCAGGACAGGGACGAUGUCAUGAGGACGCUGCUCCUGCGCCACAGCCACCCCACCGAGGAUGAGUCGGUGUGGACGAUGCCGCCGGCGCUGGUGCAGCGCUCGGGCACCGCCCGGGGGGACGUGGAGCGGCCGCUGCUGAGGGAGCAGCGGCCCGUGGAGAUGAGCAGG
This is a messenger RNA of Cyanistes caeruleus (blue tit), 588 nucleotides long. Lineage: Eukaryota; Metazoa; Chordata; Aves; Passeriformes; Paridae. The record is from RefSeq and is a predicted model, not a curated record.